This is a messenger RNA of Suillus clintonianus, 1404 nucleotides long. RefSeq lists its product as uncharacterized. The coding region runs from base 1 to 1404 and encodes 467 amino acids. The record is from RefSeq and is a predicted model, not a curated record. Lineage: Eukaryota; Fungi; Basidiomycota; Agaricomycetes; Boletales; Suillaceae. The transcript has 2 exons.
AUGGAGAUCGAUGCCGAAUAUCCCCAGCGAGAAUCGCCUGCUCCAACACCGCUUUCUCAUGACCCCAUACCAUCAUCAUCCCAACAUCUUCAGCACUCGAGCUCGUCAGACGCUACACAAUCUCCGCCAUCCAAAUAUCUUCGGGUUGCCCCCGAAGCCCACACUGCUCCACUCUUAGCGACACGUACUACACCUGUUCUACUUACCGGCAGUCGCCAGAUCCCUCUUGCACAAUCGUAUCCUACCCUUGUCCCCCGCCAAACCCAUUUACCUGCCGUAAAGCGCCUGUGGCAGAAGGCCAGCAGCACGCAUGUCAUGGCUGAGCCCAUUCGACGCGAAGAAGAUGAAGAAAGUGAUGUCCUACAAUCCGAGUCCCAGGCUCCCCAAGAAGACUCUCUUGGGUUAUAUGAUGACCCUGAUGCAGGUGAUGAGGUCCACCACGACCCGCUCCUCCAUACAGAACGACGUGAUGAAGAUUUGGAUGCAGAUACCAUCCCAGACGUACAGGCUACCCCCUUCAACAGUCAGCCCGUGGGUCAGGUGCAGAUCACACCAAGAAGCGAGUUCGAAGCCCCGCUUGAUCCACGUCAGGUAUAUCAAGAUGCUCAUCCGGACUGGUUUGGACGUAUCAUUAUUAUCUUGGUGGCUAUUCUACAUGCGAAGCAUCGUGUUUCCUUUCGUGCUUGUGCUCUGAUUCUUCACUGUGUUACCAUCAUUCUCCUCUCUUUAGGCAUACUUCAUCCCACGCAGCCUCUUCCUACGACUCUCAACACAGUGAUUCAUCGCCUCGAUCUCCACGACAGGUUUACUAUUUACCCAGUCUGUGGUCAUUGUCACCGUAUUUUCCCUACAGAUAUACCCACCAAUGCACUGUGUCCCGACUGUGAUAGUCGGCUGUUCAAACCAGUCUCCGACAGGCUCUUUCGGAUGGUAACAGGCCGCAAAGCUCAACGCCCUCCUCCAGUGUGUGCAGCACCUAUCCAGGUACCAUCCUCCUUACUCGCGGAUUUUCUUGCACGUGGAGGUAACAAGGCAGCAUGUGAAUCCUGGAAAUCACGCACAGUUAAACCGGGGGAGCUUCAUGAUAUCUCAGAUGGUGCAGUAUGGCGCACCAUCCAGGGCCCAGAUGAAACACCCUUCUUUUCUGGGAUGGAAACCUCACAGGAGCUUCGCAUUGGUGUAACCAUGAGCCUCGACUGGUAUUUGCUGCUAACUUAUUCUGUAUCUUAUAUUCAUGUCUUUAGGUAUCGUGCCGAGAACCUUUUGGUAUCGUUCAUGACACCUGGACCUACCGAACCAACAGGCGCUCAGCUCCAAAACUAUCUACGACUUGUUGUCGACGAUUUACUCAAGCUCUAUGAGGAAGGUGUCGUCUAUCAUACCCCAGGGCACCCAGAGGGUUAG